Molecule: messenger RNA, 1226 nt
Organism: Vitrella brassicaformis
Lineage: Eukaryota; Vitrellaceae
Source: the annotation of a GenBank genome assembly
CGCAAAAUGAUGUCAAAUUCCGCCGCCGCAGCAGCUGGCGCCUCCCGCAAGUCGUUGGCCGCUCGUGCCUGCGCCUGGUUGAGUAGACGGUUUGCCCUCGCCCUCCAGGCGCAGGCCGAGCUCAAAUGCGAGGAGGCCACGAUGGAUGUUGAUGAGGAGACAGACUUCGUCUUCGUUGAGAACAGCAGGUGAGCCGAGAAAGGCCACAAAUGAGGCGACAAUACCUCGAGCUCUUGUUCGUAUUCGUGUGGGUCUUCUUGUCUUCAGCAAUCCUCGGUCCACCGGAACCCCGCCCGACUCGGCCCCUGUCUCCUCGCCGCCCUCCCCGCCCUCCCCAUCCCCGCACUCUCCCUCCCCGCCCUCUCCCUGCCCCAUCUCGCCGAGCCAUCCAUGCCCUCCCCCUGCCCUCACUCCGGCCGCCAUCGGGCCGGCACUUGGGCGCCCCAUCAGCACCAACAUUGCCUGGGUGACUUUUCAUGAGGCGGUGGUGCUGACUGACGCGGGGGAGCACAGGGAGGAGCUGGCUCUGAAAACGCCCCGACCCAACCCGGAGGCCGAGUACAGUGUGGCCCAUGAAGGGUUUAUGCUGCAUAGCCAGAUGAUGGCCUGGCAGCACCACAAGGGGCUACAGGCAAGGCUGAAGGAGACGCUUGAGACGGAGGCGAGGUUGGAGAGGAUGUGCCAGCGUGCGGCCCUUGGAGGGCACGACACUGAGGAUGAGUGGUUUUUACUGAUGUAAAUUGUGAGCCGGUAAGAAAGAAAUAUGACAACCCAAUUGUGACAUCAGUGACGGCUGAUGCUCUGAGACUGUCGUGGGCAUUAGGGGAUAUGACGCGUGGCGAUACAUGUUCUACACGGUUGUGGCCAGGACAGCGCCUCUUGUGGGCCAGGGCAGCCUCGGUCUUCAUGCGGCCAUGGAGCUCCUCCGCACAAACGCCUUAUUCCGCGUCAUGAAUGAGGAUUUCUUUCAUGCCGUCAUGACGCGCCUCACCAGCGAGCUACGUAAGGCACUCAAGGCGGCUAUCCGGUGGCCUUUCUGUUGCUGGCAUGUGCGGACCUGGUGUUCAAUCUGUCCAAGAUGCUGGGCAAGGGAGCCAGUCUGAGGAAGAGGAUGGUCAAGGGUUUGAGGGAGAUGGCCGAGCUGGUUGGCGAGUCGGUGCCAUUGCUGUCUCAUCUGGGGCUACGGGCGGCUGCGUAUCGCACCUGAGAAGCUCUUCCAGGCCACG